AUGCUAACCAAAUUCUUUAUUUCCAACCUCCCUGAGGGGUGCACGCCAUGGGAACUUAGAAAGUGUUUGGAAGGUUUCGGGGAAUUGUCUAAAACUUUUGUCGCUAAGAAGAGAGAUAAAGGAGGAAGCAGGUUUGGUUUUGCUAGUUUCGUGGAUGUUAGAGAUAAGAGUGCUCUGGAGAAGGAGCUGAAUGGUGUCAAAAUGGGAUUAUGCAAGCUCAAGGUAAAUAUCGCCGGGUUUGCCGUGGAAAAUUCAGGGGUUAGUGUUCAAGCAGGGGUGAAGAAUUGUAACUCGGGUUCUUCUGUUGCGGAGGAGAAAAGUAAAAGGUUUAACGUUAGAGAUUCCAGGUCUUACCUUGAGGUACUGGGCAAACUUAAAGUGAAUAGUGAUAAUGUUAUGGAGUCCGUGGGAAGCUCAGGUAAUUGUGAAAAGGUUUUAGUGGUGCCAGAUAGAACUGUUGCGUUUAAGGAAGUGUUUGGGGUAGCUUUGGUGGGUAAAACUGUGGAUUUGGAAACUUUGAUCGAUUUCGAUCGUCUUCUGAAGAUAGCCGGUACCGAGUACGUUAGGUUGCAAUACCUGGGUGGCUUAUCUAUUCUUAUCUCUUUUUCGGAUGAGGAGUCGGCUAGAAGGUUUCUUGACGCUAAGGUUAUUUGGGGUCCGUGGUUUUCCAAACUUGAUCCAUGGAAUGGUCAGUCUCUUCCCCUGGAACGAGUGGCUUGGUUGAGAAUUCACGGAGUCCCUUUGUAUAUCCUUGAACCUGACGUCCUUGAUCAGAUCGGUGAAAUGUUCGGAAAGGUUCUUUAUGUCCCGAAGCUUUUGGUGGAGGAACAAGAUCUCUCUAUGAGUAGGGUGGGUAUCCUGGUAGGGGAAUCAUUCAGAGUUAGAGAGGUUGUUACUCUCAAGUGGAAAAACCGGUGUUACAGGGUUAUGGUGGAGGAGGAAGAAGAAGAAGUUUGGGUCCCCGAUUGUUUAAAAAGUUCUGUUGAGGUUUCUUCCGGCGAGGAUUCUCCUUUGCAGUCGUCGCCGGUGAUUCAAGUUCCGGUGGAUCAUUUUGAGGAAGCUAAAGGGUUUAGGCAUCUGGACAGUCAGGAGGAAGGAGAAGGGUCGGGCAUUGCUAUUCCCAAAGGUGACUUGGGAAAGGGAGGUAGUUUCGAUAAAGUGGCAGGUGAUUUUGUCUCGCAUGUUCCCGAGGAGAGGUCUUCUUCCAAAAAGUUGGGUGAGGAGCCGCAAAAAAAUAUUCUUUUUUCAUUCCAAGAAGAGAUCGAGACGGUGCAGGAGAAGAUCUGGUAG
Molecule: messenger RNA, 1290 nt
Organism: Helianthus annuus (common sunflower)
Lineage: Eukaryota; Viridiplantae; Streptophyta; Magnoliopsida; Asterales; Asteraceae
Exons: 1
Coding region: 1-1290 (429 amino acids)
Molecular function (GO): RNA binding
Source: RefSeq, a predicted model, not a curated record